AUGUUGAAGAGCGUGUUGUCGGUGAAAUGCAGGGCGUAUAUAAGGGACUACUGCAAGAGGAACGGUCUGCUGACACUGUCGGUCAUAGCCGUGGUGACGGGCUGUGUGCUUGGAUUUGUCCUCAGGUCACUGAACCUGUCCACACAGGCUAAGAUCUACUUCUCCUUCCCUGGAGAACUGCUGAUGAGGAUGUUGAAGAUGUUGAUUCUGCCGCUCAUCACCUCCAGUCUUAUGUCGGGCCUGUCAGCCAUGGACACGAAGGCAAGCGGUCGGCUGGGAGUCCUGACCAUCACCUACUACCUGUGGACGACCUUCAUCGCCGUCAUCGUCGGCAUCGUGCUGGUGCUCAUCAUCCACCCGGGGACGGGCUCAGAAAAAGAUGGCCACCAUGCAAGUUCAGGGCCUGUUAUGACCUCCGCUGACGCCCUGCUGGACCUCAUCAGAAACAUGAUCCCGUCAAAUCUAAUCGAAGCAACUUUUCAGCAGUACCGGACCGACCUGGUUCCUAUUGUGCAGAGCUCUGAUGUUAAAGAGUCUCAGGCCAACUAUGUGUACGUCAUGCCCGACUACCACAACCCUCAGCUGGGUCACCCAGUCUUCCUGGAGAUCACCCCUGCACCCGACAUCAAGUACAAGAUUGUUCCCAGUACCAGCAAGGGCAUGAACGUACUGGGGAUCGUCAUCUUCUCAGCCACCAUGGGUCUGCUCUUGGGGAAGAUGGGAGAACGUGGAGCGCCGCUGGUCAACGUGUGCCAGUGCAUCAACGAGUGCGUCAUGAAGAUCAUCAACGCUGCCAUGUGGUACUUCCCCUUCGGCAUCGUGUUCCUUGUGGCGGGGAAGAUCCUGGACAUGCACGACCCGGCACACCUGGGAGAGAAGCUGGGCAUGUACUUCAUCACGGUGCUGUCGGGUUUGUUUGUGCACGGCCUCAUCCUGCUGCCUCUCUUCUUCUACUUCUUCACCCGCAAAAAUCCCUUCCCCUACAUCAGAGGGCUGCUGCAGGCCCUGGUCAUCGCGCUGGCCACGUCAUCCAGCUCGGCCACAUUGCCAAUCACCAUGAAGUGUCUCCUGGAGAACUGUGGAGUGGACCGGCAGAUCGCUCGCUUCGUGCUGCCGGUAGGAGCCACCAUCAAUAUGGACGGCACAGCCCUGUACGAGGCAGUGGCGGCCAUCUUUAUCGCUCAGGUCAAUGAGUAUGACUUGGACUUUGGCCAGCUGGUCACUAUUAGUAUAACGGCGACGGCAGCCAGCAUAGGGGCAGCUGGGAUACCUCAAGCGGGUCUGGUUACCAUGGUGAUCGUCCUGACUUCCGUGGGGUUACCGCCUGCUGACAUCUCACUGAUUGUGGCCAUCGAUUGGGUCCUCGACCGCUUCAGGACGAUGAUCAACGUUCUCGGGGAUGCCUUAGCUGCUGGGAUAAUGGCUCAUUUAUGCAAGAAGGACUUUGAAAGAGCAGCCGGUGCUCGGACAGAGACUCCGACUCCUUCCAAUAAUGGAGCUACUAACCAAAGGAGAGACACGGUCAUCUCCUUUGGCAAUCAGAGCGUGGCGUUGUCCGACGCUCCUCUCAUCGCACACCGCUGCGAUUAUGUGUUCGAUGUGGAUGGAGACUGCGUGACUGAGAGACCCGUGGCCUGCUACAACCUCUGCCAAGUCUAGAGCACCUUCACACGACUGGCCCGCAAGAGAAACUGCCUUCUACAGCACAGAGAUUCACCUCCCGGGUCCGAAGGAGACCGUCGUCUGAGGCCCACAAAAAUCCAGCUUGGUUACAACCUUCACCUAAACCUUCAUUACUUGAUGCACUGUCUGUGUGCGUUCAGAGGAGACAGGACACAUAACACCUAAAUCCUACAUAGACACUCUGAAUGCACCCACAGACGUGAUAAUGUGCUGCACUGAUGUGUAGCAGAUGGAUUAGUGUUUUUCAGUCAGUGGUAGCAGAGAUUCACGGCCAUGUGUUCAGACCAAAUCAGAUUCAGAGUUUUUUUUUUUCCCUGCUACGCCUGAUUUGGUCUGAACGAGGCCUUUUUUUAGACUUCAGUCAAGGUUUUGAGAUGCCUUAACACGAUUUCAGUCUCGACAAUGAAGCUGAGAACUUGAAAGACUUGAAAGUAAACAGUAAGUGAUCAACAACAAGCAAAUUUGUAUUUCAUUGAAGUGAACCUUUAUGUUAGACAAUGCAUUUAUGCAUAGAUAUUGAAACAUGAAUAUGAACAUUUACAUGGCUUUGAUUAGAUAUGUUUAUUUUUAUACCUAUGCUCUCAACUUUGUUUGUUUUUUAAA
Messenger RNA from Acanthopagrus latus (yellowfin seabream), 2286 nucleotides. It is a transcript of the gene slc1a8b, whose product is annotated as solute carrier family 1 member 8b. The transcript is spliced from 11 exons. Gene Ontology annotation, molecular function: glutamate:sodium symporter activity; L-glutamate transmembrane transporter activity; neutral L-amino acid transmembrane transporter activity. Lineage: Eukaryota; Metazoa; Chordata; Actinopteri; Spariformes; Sparidae. The record is from RefSeq and is a predicted model, not a curated record. Gene Ontology annotation, biological process: L-glutamate transmembrane transport. Gene Ontology annotation, cellular component: plasma membrane. Bases 1 to 1659 code for a protein of 552 amino acids.